UCUUGGAGACCUGUCAGGUUUUUUGCAGUGAAAAUGGCAUCUUCCCAGCACCAGCAUCAACGCAAGCAAGCUCCGACUUUGCCCCCUGAAGUCUGCAAGACAGCGCCGUGCCCACCGGAGCAGCAAUGCAAACAACCCCCAGUUGUGGACGUGCCAACUCCACAUGUGCCAGAACCUAAGCCGUGUCCUCCACAGGAGCCACCAUGCAAGGAACCACCAGUGGUGAUCAUCCCGUGUCCAGAGCCUAAGCCAUGUCCUCCAAAGGAGCCUCCGUGCAAGGAGCCACCAGUGGUGGUCAUCCCGACUCCAUGUCCAGAACCUAAGCCAUGUCCUCCAAAGGAGCCUCCAUGCAAGGAACCUCCAGCUCCAACCCCAUGUCCUCCACAGGAGGAACAGUGUUGUCAACAGAAAUCUCAAUGCAAGGAGCCACCCGUUAUCCCAACUCCAUGCCCAGAGCCCAAACCACCACAAGAGCCUCCAUGCAAGGAGCCACCAAUCGUGGUUAUCCCUCCACAAAAACCUCCAUGCAAAGAGCCACCAGCACCAACUCCAUGUUCUCCUAAAGAACCAGAACCGUGUCCUCCAAAGGAGCCAACUCCAGAUUGUCAACAGAAGACUCAGUGCAAGCAGCCUCCAACUCCAUGUCCAGAACCCAAACCAUGUCCUCCACAAGAACCUCCAUGCAAGGAGCCACCAGUCGUGGUCAUCCCAACUCCGUGCCCAGAACCCAAACCAUGUCCUCCACAAGAACCUCCAUGCAAGCAGCCACCAGUCGUGGUCAUCCCAACUCCGUGCCCAGAACCCAAACCGUGUCCUCCUCAGGAGCCUCCGUGCAAACAGCCACCUCCCUGUGACCAACAGCAGCAGAAGAAGCAGCCAUGUUCAUGGCCACCCCAGAAUAAAUGAGCGAGUCAGUGAAGAAUCCAUCUCUCUGAGUCUACAUCUUACCACAUCAAACAUACCUCAUCUUUGUAUCCCUUUGAAAUGCUUUAAGAAAUUCUUCUAACGUUGCAGAAGUCUCACCCAGAAGUCUCAUCAUGUCUAUAAAUGUGAUCAUGUUUCAAUUUCCAACCAGAGUGGAUUUUUCAAUAGAGGCGCAAUAUAAUCUCGAAUGUUCUCCUUUUUGGGGGGUGUUUUCUCUUUAUGUUAACCAUACUGUUGCGUUUAUUCUACCUUAACAGUCAUAGUCUCGCUCAUCUGUAAAAUUUGUAAUUACUUCUUAUUCUUUGUACCAUUUAUAUAUCCCCGAAGGAGGUGUGAUGGGGGACUCGGUUGGUUUUCCACACCAGCCAUUCUCAAAGAACACUGCAGAGUUGGGUGUCGGUGAAACGCAAAGCUAGCUUAGGCCCUCCAAAGUUGGACUUUGAGAAGUGAGAGAGAAGGUCCACCUUGUUAUUUAAGCUCCUCCCCUUCGCUAUCAGGAGAGACCUAGUCUAGUCAGCUAUUUGCCCCACACUUUAGAUAGGACAAAUUCCUAAGUCAACCAAAAUGGAAGAUCUGCUCUCUGUAGAGAAGAAAUUGGGGGUUGGUGGUUCUCCAGAGGUUGAUAGACUAUCAUUGGACCAAUGGUCUUAUUGGCUAGGAUGGGUAGAAAUUGGAUGACAAACCAUAUCCCAAGGGCCAUAAAUUCUUCACCUUGGUUUGGAAAGUCCAACAUACCUUUAGGUCCUGCAAAAUGCUUUUCAAAAGGUGUCUUCUGGAAUGGCAAGACCCAUCAGAAGACACUGGGAAGUUCUUUAAUCUUCAGGGAGAAGGUCAGGAGAAGCUCAACCUCUCAGAUGCCCAUGGAAUAUUGGGGAAAGGCUGAAACUUUUCAGGGUUUCUCAAUCAGAGUGAACACCCCCAAAAUAAUUAACCUUCAGAAAAUCAUGGUUUUAGUACAGUAAAUACAGGUUUAAUUUUUAUUAUUUUUAAAUUGUGAACUGGAUGGCAGGAAGCUGAUUUUGCCAGAUGACACCUGUAUCAUGAUUGGGUAGCAAGCGUGUCUCCUCUCCAUGGAGUCAACAUGUUGCCAUAAAGAUGCUGAGUCUUCAUACUUCUGAAUUUAUCUUUAACCAACUUGUAAAUAAAUUGAACGAAUAAAGGAAAAACAAUGAA
Molecule: messenger RNA, 2097 nt
Organism: Pantherophis guttatus
Lineage: Eukaryota; Metazoa; Chordata; Lepidosauria; Squamata; Colubridae
Source: RefSeq, a predicted model, not a curated record